Messenger RNA from Drosophila mojavensis, 1489 nucleotides. RefSeq names its product protein windbeutel (gene wbl). Lineage: Eukaryota; Metazoa; Arthropoda; Insecta; Diptera; Drosophilidae. The record is from RefSeq and is a predicted model, not a curated record. Gene Ontology annotation, biological process: protein secretion. Gene Ontology annotation, cellular component: endoplasmic reticulum lumen; endoplasmic reticulum. The transcript is spliced from 3 exons. Bases 596 to 1375 code for a protein of 259 amino acids.
AAGUAGGCGCGCAGCUGUUAAAUCUGACUCGAGCUUUACAUUUUAUAGAGCAGAAAAUAGAUAUCUAAAUAUAAACAGUUAUUUUUGAGGCCGAUGGCUCGUUAGGUAAGAGCUGCAAGCCAAACUGCGUCUAUAUCAUUUAAAUGUCACAAGGAUUUUGAGCUGUGGCGCUUUAGCAAUUAGCCCGAAGGAUAACAAUGACGUAUUGCAGCUGGCAUUACAUAAGAUCGACUGGAGAACAAGCCAACAACAGCAAGCUGAGCACACAGGCAGAACCCAGAGAGAAACGUAAAGCAGAAGCCAAAGGCAAGCAUUAGCCGGUUUUGUACGCAGAAAGAGAACUCGGCUAGAACUCAGCGGCUUGGCUUACACUGACGUGUUCAAAAGUCGUUCAACUUGAUCGCCAGAGAGAAGCAGAGGAAAAGAGAGAGAGAGAGAGAGAGGAAGAGCGAGAGAAGCAAACAACUGUUAGGCAGUCGCUAAACAGCAACAACCAGAGUCGGGUCAAGGUUUUAACUGUGCAAAAAACAGAAACCGAAACAGAGACAGUAAAAGAAGAAAUAAAAGAAGUAAAAGAAAAAGAAAACUUAACGAAAUGCUGAAACUUCUGCUGACGAUGCUGCUGGCAGCUUUGCUGACCCGCCGCACUUUGGCCAUUGCGUGCGGUGGCUGCGUGGACUUGGAUGAGAUCAACUUUGACAAGACCAUUGUGCGCUUUCCCUAUGCGCUGGUCAAAUUCGAUAUUGCCUUUCCGUAUGGGGAGAAGCAUGAGGCGUUCGCGGAGUUUUCGAAGGCGGCGCACAAGGUAACGGCCGAGCUGCUGGUGGCCACCGUGGGCAUCAAGGACUACGGCGAGCAGGAGAACAAGGCGCUGGGCGAGCGUUUCAAGCUGAAUGAAAAACAAUUUCCCGGCAUUUUCCUGUUCAAGGGCAACGUCGAUGAGUUUGUCAAAUUUCCAGCCCAUCUGGAUGUUACGCUCGACAAUCUGAAGACGUUUGUGAGCAGCAAUACGCCGCUCUACAUUGGCUGCGAUGGCUGCCUGAAGGAGUUCAACGAGGCCCUCAAGAACUAUGCCAACCGGCCGCAUGACGAGCAGCUGGCAUUGAUCAAGGAGCUGCAGGCGAAGGCACAGGAAUUGAGCAACAAGUUCAAUGAGCAGCAGAACGCCAAGGUGUAUCUGGUCUAUAUGCAAAAAAUCAAUGAGCUUGGCUACAGCUUUGUCGAGGAGGAGACCAAACGAUUGCAGCGCCUCAAGGCGGGCAAGGUGACGGCUGCCAAAAAGUUGGAGCUGCAGCACCGGCUCAACAUUCUGGACGCCUUCCGUGUGCACAAGUUAACCAAAGCAGCGCCAGAGAAGGCCAAGGCAGAGCUGUAAAUCUCACAACUAGACAAUUAUCUUCCUAGAGAAAGUACCAAAAUGCAUACUUCUUAAACAUAAAAUAGGCACCCAAUUGUGUACAUUAAAACCUAACUGUUACCAAAAACCAAA